Molecule: messenger RNA, 5278 nt
Organism: Chelmon rostratus (copperband butterflyfish)
Lineage: Eukaryota; Metazoa; Chordata; Actinopteri; Chaetodontiformes; Chaetodontidae
Exons: 35
Coding region: 121-4158 (1345 amino acids)
Biological process (GO): lipoprotein metabolic process; lipid transport
Cellular component (GO): membrane; extracellular region
Molecular function (GO): lipid binding
Source: RefSeq, a predicted model, not a curated record
GAUAAUUAACAACGUGAGUCUCGUCGAUCCUGAGACGCGCAGAAGAACCGUAAAUCUCACCUGUAGGAGAAACAACCUGGUUUUACUUCAUAAUUUAAUAUCAAACCAACUUCGCCGAGCAUGAGAGGGGACACAGCGGCGGAGAGCGAGGUGGAGGUGGACGGUCGCGGAGAGGGUGCAGCAGCAGCAGCAGCAGCCUGCACCGCAGCUGGAGAGAGACGACCUAGUGCUGGGAAGCUGCAUGAUAUGCUGAGGAAAGUUUCCCAAAGCCCUUUCCACAAUCAAUACAAGACUCUUGUUUCCUCGACCUCGGACUCCAGCGGAUCAUCUGCCAAUGAGUCUCGAAGCAAACAGGAUGGCGACUUCCUUAGCGAUCUCUCAGCUGCUGCUGCUGCUGCUGCAGAUGUGACGGACGGCCACCAGCCCCACUUCAGACAGAACGGAGUGCAGGAACGGCUCCAUUUAAAUUCUCAGGAAUCGGGCAGCAAAGGUCACAUCUGGAGGAAAACCUCAGAAGCAGACCUCGAUGCCAUCUUUGUUCCUCCUCCUGAGUUUCAGAGUUCACCUCUGGACCUUCAUACUGAAAUUAAGACUGUGGGAAAUGGAGACAAAUUUUCUGAACCUCAAAAGGACCUGUUCCAGGCCCUUAAACCCAACCAUACGCAGGGCCACUUCCAGACGUCAGCUUUUGCCCAAAAUGCAUCUGCCAAUGGCCAUUUUCAUGAUGUAACCCCGAACUCCUCAGACUUAUUCAAGCCAGUUCCCACUCAAACAGAGAACCGCUCCACAACCUUGCAGUCCAAAAGCUCUGACCUGUUUAAAGAUGGAGGGGCCAAUCUCUUCCAGGCUGCUAAAGGAGAGGAUUUCCGCCAAGCUGAACACUCGAAGGAGGUGAACCUCUUUGAUAACUCUCCCAGUAUUUGUGAUAACCCAUUCACAUCUCCUUCAAACAAGGAGGAUGAUCUGUUCCGGUCUCCAAACCCAUUUUAUACUGCUGCGACCAGUGAAGCAGAUUUGUUUCAAGCAGGACCAACUAACAGUGGGAAUCCAUUCAGCAUCAGGGAAAACAAACCAGAUCUCUCCACGAAAGAGGACCUUUUUGGCAUGUCCUGUAAGAAAGAUCUGGAUGUGUUUUCACCAUCAUCUGAGAAAACACUUGACCUGUUCCCAAGCCCAAUUACGAGGGAUUUGUUCCAAGACCUUUCCAGCCUGGAUGACCCGUUUGGUGCCACUCCCUCAAAACAAUACAACCCUUUUCAAGAUGUUUCAAAUGUGACUGCAGACAUCUUCCAACCGCUUCCCUCAGAGGCCAACAGCAGGGCUAAAUUUGAGAUAACCCCCAGUGACACAGCCCCCAAGGCCACAAACUCCACACCUUCACUCAACAGUGGGUCAGAGAUGAAGCUGGACAUGGUAUCGUCGCCAGACCUCUUCAAGCCAGCACCACCGGAAUCUCAUCCAGCCAUCCAACCGGGGUCCUCCGACAGGCCACGUGAUAUCAUCUUGACGACUCCUCAGGGAACUAAACAUGAUAUCCUUCAGCCGACUCCCUUCACUCGUGCCAGGAAUCUGUUUGUGUCACCAAGCCAAUCUCCAGCUGAAAUGACUCACGCGUCGACUUUCAAACGUCCGCCCAAGCCACUUCCACGAACUAGACCACCAAAACCAGAGAAGCCACCCACGCCAGCGAACCCUACUGAACCUGAACCAACUGUGCCAAAAGCCUUUCCUAAACCAGCCGUCAGACCGCUCCCAAAACCAGUUACCCGCCUCAAACCAAAAACUCUGGAAAGUACACCAAUUAGCCCUGAGAACUACGUCGUCUUUGAGGACGUCCUGCUUAUUGGACAGGAAAAGUGUGUUGAGGACUGGCCUGAAGACAGUCCCGAGCUCAACCCCAACUUCAAACCAUCUGGAACAUUGAGACUCCGGCGAGAAUCACUGAAAAUGAAGGCCGACUCUGAUGGAGGAAGUGGCGAGGAUCAGGACACCUCAGGGAGUCAUGUCAAGAAAAAGGACAAAAAAUUCAGAAUACCCACACUUCCCAGAAGAGGGUCAAAGGACAAGUUUGCUGAUGACGCAAAGGAGGGGAGGAGCAGGACACUGCCCACCUCCCAUAAAUCAUCAAAGGACUAUUUUUCAGAUACGCACAUGUCUGCUGGAGAGCAUGAAGACUGGGAGCAUGACUAUAAACAGAAGAAACGUCUGAAGACCAAAGUCAAUCAGCUGCUCAGAAGAGCAUCCACCACUUCCUCUGUGCCGGAAGGAAAACACCUGAACGGACAUUUCCCUCAGGAGUCGAAGGACGACGGCAUCAGUAAGAAAAGCGCCGGCAAGAAGGACUCGGUCCGCCGAUGGUCAGAGCAGGGGACAGUUCUGGACGACAGCACUGAGGAGGAAGAGGAGGGAGGGGACGCCCAGCACGAAGAGAAGAAAAAAAAGAAGGUGAAAAUCAGGUUUGUGCCUCACAGAGGAUUUGCCAUCACUGUGGAAAAGACUGACGAUGAGCCGAAGGGAGCACACGGGUACACGCCCCGCAAAGGCUCAAAGGAGAAAUCACAAGAUGAAGUUCUGGGUGCUCACGGCUACACGCCUCGGAGGAAGUCCAAGGACGAUGCUGAGUACGUUGAAGAGAUGAAAGGCCAGAGGCUCCAGUCAACUAGCAAGGCUGCUUUCAUGGAUGACGAGCACUUCGAGAAAACACUCCACGCGUCUGCUGGACUGAACGGAGAUGAAGAUCCGUAUGGGAUGGAAGACUGCAAACCCAAGAAAAAGACGACGAUGAAACUGCUGCACGUGGGUCGUCGGAGGUCUAAGGAGGACAUGCUGGAUUACACCAGUCCUCAGAAAAAGAAGAGCAGCUUCUCAGCGGAUGAGUUACACGAUGAUGACCUAAACGGGAUGGAGGACUUCAAACUGAAGAAACCCAAACAUAAAGGCCUCAUCCCCACCCAACGCAAAUCUAAGACCGCCAGCGGGCAGAGUGAACCCAUUGGAUUCAGCCACCACAUGCCUCAGCAAGCAUGCAGUGACGCCUACGCUGAGGAUGACAUCACUCAAACAGGAGAAGAUUUCAUGAGUCCCGGAAAGCUCUAUGACGUCGAGCAAGAUGAAAUCUGCAAGCCGAAGAAGCUGUCUAAGCUGAAAGGCCUCAAAAAACGCCAGGCUAAGGGCAAAGCCAUGGCUCCAGAAGAUCCACCAGGGGCUACAUCCAGCGACUACCUGUCGGAGGCCGCUAAGGCGGAGUGGCUGGCUGCUCAGAUGGAUGAACGAGCUGCAGCAGGUCUGGAGGAUGAGGACGAGGAAGGGGACACGGAUAGUUUGAUGGAGUGGUGGUACACCGUGGAACAAUGGGACGAGGUGCCAUCGGACGACGAGGACAAAGUCAUAAAAGAGGACGAGUCCAAGUCGUUCACCAUCCUGGCGGACAAGGUUCAGCGCGGCCUUCGCGUCUUCAACAAGGUCUUCAUGGAGCGAGCUGAGGUCCUGUGGCACUCCGUCAUCACGCUCCACGCCAUCGCGGACGACAUCAGCAACUUCCACCAAAAGGCCAAGAUCGCCGGGAUCACUGGUGGCACCACCACAGCCGUGGGUGGCGUGACGGCCAUCGCCGGUUUGGCUCUGGCGCCCUUUACCUUCGGUGCCUCUCUCGUAAUCACCGCCGUUGGUGUAGGCGUGGCAACGGCCGGCGGAAUCACUUCAGCCUCUGCGGCCAUCUCAGAUAACGUUAACAACAUGCACGACCGGAAGAAGGUGGAGACUGUACUAGAGGAGUAUGAGGCUCACCUGCUGGACAUCGGGAAGAUCCUCCACUUUGUCAAUCAGGGCUUGUACAAACUCCGCGGCCAUCCUUUCCUCAGAUCCGGCACCCAACACUACUCGGAGGACUGGGAGAUCCGCAGGGCCGUCCAGAUGAUCAGCUUGGUGGACUUGCCCGUGAUGCGAGCGGCGGACAUAACGGACACGGCGGUGGCGUCGGUCCAAGGGCUCUUCAAAGGCAUGGACAAGUACUUCAUCAAGGACUCCCGGGAGCUGAGGAAGGGCUGCAAGAAGGAGGUGGUGGGUCAAAUAAAGGAGGUGGCAAACGUGCUCAAUGAUGGGAUAGUGGAGCUCAAUGCCAUCAGGGAGGAACUCCAGGAUGCUACUGGAAGCAUGUGAGCAACAUCCAUGAAGGAUCACCAGCCCCCUCUCCUGGUUAAAUGAGGGAACUGUUGGUUUAAAGGGCAGGUUCAGACAUUAAAAGGGAUGAGAUUUUUAGACAGUUGACAGGAUAUUUAAAAAAAACACAAUAGUCCUGCAAAAGUACGACCACUCUGGAGCUAGCAGUGGUCGUUACUUUGUUGUGAUGUUAGCACAGGGGCUGCAGAGUACUUGUCGUAUUUGUAUAUGGAGAUGUUUACUGUAUACAUAGGGACUGGUGAAAAUAACAGGAAAACAGACACCCUUCCUUUGUGCACUGUGUGUAUUGUUAUGUGGGUAAAAGGUUUAAAUAUAAGGUGCACAAAAAUGGGACUUCGUGAUCACAGAUGGCUUAAUUUCAACAGUUGGAUUGAUUUUUUUUCGAGCACCUUAGAAUAUAAUGCAGUCCAAUACAGCAUUACCACAAAUUCAUGACUGAGCUCAGUGACACUGCUGACCCAGUUUCAGCUAAAGCUUUAUGUAAAUUCACAAACGACACACUUUUUCUGGGCUAUUGUUUGUGUUGUCAGCAGUUCCUGUUAUUUUGCUCAUUCCCUGUCGGACAGUUUGAUCAACCAAACAAAAAGUGAUACUUGCACGGAGUGAGCUCAAUUGAUUCAUUUUCUUCAACUGAUUUUCGAGUUUCGACUGGUUGUAAAUAUUCUUUCUGUUCACGUCAUAUCACGAUAUCCUGUGUUAUGUGAGAAAAUGUGAUAAUGCUCCACAGUCCCAGGAAAAUGAAUGUUGUAUAUAAGGUAAUUUAUCCAUCCAUAUUAUCUUUCCCGGUAGACGCUGGAGACUCUUUUGGUCCUACCAUUUGGCAUCCAUGUAAAUGUGCUUGUGCCGAUGUCUAGACACUGUUCUAAUCUGCCUGCCUAAAUGUUUUAACCUCUAAAAUAAUCUAUUUAACUGUCAAAGUCGAACUAUUCAUGUGUUAAUAUAUUGUGAAUACAGACAGUUUUCUGUUUCUGUAUGUUUUAAUUGUAAUUUUUUGUCAGCGCAUCUCCCAGCAUUAUUUUAACUGAAUGUUCUGCUUGAAUAUAUUCAGACCUUUUGGUGUAACACUGAAUCUGUGAAUAAAGACCGUCUGCCAAUGUGU